AUCGCUUCAACCUUGACCACGUUUCCUCAUUGCUCGACAAACAACUUUUCACACGAUCUACAUAGAGCUACGCCAUUGACUGAGGUUUGUAUCUCUUCCUAAUGACACUAACAUCGUUUCGCAAGGAGACACUGUUAAGGGAACGCAAGUUGCAAUAUCGGAUUAUCUCUUGCCUCUGGUAUUCGGGGUCUAGGGGUGUGCGGGGGACCCGCAGAUGUUCUCAAGCAAGGUGUAAGAUCCACUAGUAUAGAAGCUUUUUGCAGAGACAUUCCAUUGGCGGACACUAUUGGAAUCGUAACAAUAAACAUACGACAGCAAUUACCUAAAAUGGAUAGGUCGGGAAAGCCCGUUUAUGUUUUCUGCGCGAGAAGCUGUUGCUGUUCCAAGGUUAGGCGUUCUGUCAUAGAGCGAUUGCCCGAAUUCUGCAGUCUAUAUGUGUUCGUGACACUGGCGCCGCCUACUCCCCCCCCGACCGAGCUGUCACCGAGACUUCUUACAGCAAUAGCUAGAGGCGAUUUUAUAGCGGCGAGAGAUAUUUGCUUCAUCAUUAUGCAACGUUGGGAUCUCGUCGACCCCUUGCUUACCUCGUUUCCUUCUCUGCCGCUAUGCAGUCAGCUGUGCUACUUGGUUCAGUGUUAAUAUUCUGCGUUUGGGCCUUCCACCGUUUUCAAAAGGCUGGUUCCAGAGAGCCUGGCCUCCCCCCUGGACCUCCGACACUUCCUCUCAUCGGCAACCUUCACAUCUUUCCGAGUACUCGAGCACAUCUGAAGUUCACGGAAUGGGCCAAGGUCUACGGCGAAAUAUACUCUUUGAAGAUUGGCACUGGCACUGCUGUCGUUUUGUCCAGUCCCAAGGCGGUGCGGGAAUUACUCGAUUUGCGCGGAGCUACUACAUCUGAUCGACCACCGAUCCAUGCUAUUGAGCUCGUUUCAAGGGGCUAUGAACUACCCCUCUCAAGAUAUGGGCCUCUGUGGAGAACCUUACGGCGCGCAGCACACGAUAUGCUCACCAAGGAGGCAUGCAUGCAACAUCUGCCCAUUCAACGUGCAGAAGCCUGUCAAGUGAUGUAUGACUUUCUAGAGCAUCCUGAACAAUUCUACACACACAUCCAUCGUUAUACAACAUCAGUUGUCCUCUCUGUUAUCUUCGGUAUCCAUUGUCAGAAAUACGAAAACACUUUCGUCGAAGACUUCUACGACUCACAACGUCAGUUCGAACGCCUGCUUCGACCUGGCGGCAUGCCUCCAGUCGAUGUCUUUCCCAUAUUGAAGCACAUCCCCGAGAUAUUGGCUCCGUGGAAGACACUUUGCAGGGACAUCCGACACCGUCAACGGAAACUUUUCUUCGGUCUUGUCGAUGUCUGCGUCGAACGAAUCAAGCACGGAAAACGGAACGAGUGCUUCAUGGAAUAUCUUCUCGAUAAUCAGGAGCGUUAUAAUCUAGAUCACGAGAUGUUGGGUUACGUUGGCGGAUCACUGCUGGAAGCCGGCUCGGAUACCUCUGCCGUUUUCUUGCAGUUUUUCAUCGCAUGUAUGGUUGCACGUCCAGACAUCCAAGCCCGUGCUCAGCAGGAGAUCGAUGCCGUAGUCGGAUUCAAGCGGAUUCCGGAGUUGGAGGACUUCGAGAGUUUGCCGUUCUUAAAUGCCAUUCUUAACGAGGUUCACCGUUUCCGUCCGAUCACGCCUACUGGUCUACCGCAUGCAACCACUGAAGAUGAAAGGGUAGGGGAGUAUGUUAUACCGAAGGGAACUACACUGUUCCUAAACUUAUGGGGGAUCUUCCAGAAUGAGGAAUACUAUGAACGUCCGGGUGAAUUCGAUCCCGAUCGUUUUCUUCGCUCAGAGUUUGGAACAAAGUCUGGCGCUGAUCUUACAGGGAUGAGAAACGACCUCAUUUUCGGUGCAGGCAGGCGUAUUUGUCCAGGAAUGCAUCUUGCCGGAAAUUCUAUUGCAUUGAACACAAUGAAUUUCCUCUGGGCUUUCAAUCUCACGCCGGCGAAAGAUUCCAAAACCGGAGAAGUGAUUCCUGUUGAUCUCAAUGAAACGACAGACGGCAUUCUGUUGAUCCCAAAGCCGUUCAAGUGCGGAAUUCAACCGCGAUCUGAAGCAAAGGCAGAGAUGAUACGAGCCCAAUUCAAGGCUGCCCACUCUGUGUUUGAACUGUUUGAACAAGAUGUCUCAAUUUCCGCAAAAUGAAGCGGCUUCUGAAUUGCUAGGAAUAACAUGCUUUUGUCUAUAGCCUCUGCAUGACUAUGUCCCAAUCGUGGUGCGUUCUCAGUCGGCGAGCUGAAUAGAUAUACUAGACUAGUUCCCGGCCUCGUUUGAAGCAAUGGUGUCUGUUAUAACAAGUGAGUACAACUGUAAUAUAUUACUCGCUAAGCGACUACAUCUUUCACUCCUCAAGCAUUUUCCUCCUUUCACAGCUAGUAUUAUGGUCAUCAUGAAGGUAGACGGCUGAACCUUGACUGCUGAUGUCUAAUUUACUCGCAGUGAACGUCAAUGUUUCGCUAUUGUUGAACAUGUACAGCGGCCCCGUCGCAUCUGAAAUGAGAAG
This is a messenger RNA of Somion occarium, 2553 nucleotides long. The record is from the annotation of a GenBank genome assembly. NCBI's taxonomy places the organism in Eukaryota, Fungi, Basidiomycota, Agaricomycetes, Polyporales, Cerrenaceae.